AGGAUGAAGGGCAUCUCUUCAACAGAAGCUCUGCUCUGUAGAGUUAUGCUAGUGUUUACCAUGCCUCUGGGAACGUUUCUCCUUCCUGUUCUCUGUUUCUUGGGAGCAGCAAUUCCACGGGGACUGCAGUAUGUCACAUUCUCACGCAACACUACAAAAUUCCUCCACCUGUCCAUGGACUUGGAAUCUGGGACCAUUUAUUUGGGGGCCACCAACUUUCUCUUUCAGCUGACAUCUGACCUGCUGAUGGAGAACAUGGUUCAGACUGGACCAGUUCUGGACAGUAAGGAUUGCCUCCCCCCGGUCUCAAAGCUGGAGUGCCCCCAGGCACACCACACUGACAAUCACAACAAGCUACUGCUGGUGAACGCAGAGCAGAAGGAGCUCAUCGUGUGUGGCAGCGUGCACCAGGGGAUCUGUGAGAAGAGGAGCCUCUCGUCCAUCGACCACGUCCUCUUCCGACCAGAGAGCCCUGGUGACACUCAGUAUGUUGCUGCCAAUGAUCCCAAUAUCACCACUGUGGGACUCAUAGCCUACUCAAAGGAUGAGGUCCCCUUGCUGUUUGUGGGACGAGGGUACACUAGCCGAGGAGUGGGAGGAGGAAUUCCUCCCAUCACUACUCGAAAUCUCAGGGCCCACGGAGGGGAUGUUCAAGCAACAGACUCUCACUCCAUUUUCUCCUAUGAAGAAACAGCAAAACUGGCUGUGGGCCGGCUCUCCGAGUACAACCACCAUUUCAUUAAAUCCUUCACUUACCGCUCGAGUGUCUAUUUCCUAUUCUACCGGCGGGACCUCAAAUCUCAGUCACGCGAGUACAAGACCUACAUCUCGCGCAUCUGCCUGGAUGACUCUCAUUACUACUCGUAUGUGGAGCUACCUCUGCUCUGCCAGAGCAAAGCCAAUACAUACAGCCUCCUGCAAGCGGCCUAUGUCACCCGGCCAGGAAAAGACCUGGCCCAGGGGCAGCUGGACACCGAGGGAGAAGUGCUGUUUGCUGCCUUCUCUGCCUGGCAGGCGUCUUCUGGGAAACUGAGCGAGGAGUCUGCGCUCUGUGUCUACGCCAUGGAGGAGGUGGAUCGCCUGACCAACUGGACUAGGGAUGUUUGCUACAUGAGAGAUGGGAAGUCAGAAGAAGGGACAGAAGUGGCAUAUAUUGAAUACGAUGUCAGCUCCAACUGUGUCCAGCUGCCAGCGGACACCCUGUAUGCCUACCCCUGUGGCUCUGACCACACUCCCAGCCCCAUGGCCAGCCGUGUACCCUUGGAAGCAGCUCCGCUCCUGGAGAAAACCGAGGCCCGUCUGACAGCUGUGGCAGUGAAUGUGGAAGAUGGCCACACCAUUGCUUUUCUGGGAGACAGCAGAGGGAGGCUGCACAAGGUGUACAUAGGAGCCAUGGGAGAUGCACAUAUAUACACUUCGUUAGCUGUCCCGUCGAACAGCGUGGUGAGUGGAGACCUGCUGUUUGACCAGUUGCAGGAGCACCUCUUCGUCAUGACCCAGUCAAUGGUGGUAAAGGUUCCCAUAAUGGAAUGUUCCCUGUACUUGGACUGUGAAUCCUGUCUGGCACUGAAAGAUCCCUACUGUGGCUGGUGUGUCCUUCAGGGACGGUGCAGCCGUCGCUCCGAGUGCUUGCGGUCCAGGUUGAGUGAGCAGUGGCUCUGGAGCUUUAACUCUACCCAGCAGUGUCUGUCUGUCCAGUCACUAACUCCAGCCAAUAUCAGCAGGGAGGAAAAGAGAAAUAUAUUCUUGGCCAUCUUGGAUUUACCUUCUCUGCGUGAGGAAGAAUUUUACUCGUGUUACUUUGAAGAUUAUGAAAGCCCAGCAGUUCUGACAGAGUCAGGAAUCAUGUGUCCUUCUCCAGAUCCCAGCCAAGCACCAGCUUUGCCAACAGGAAAAGAUCAUGUCACCAUAAAGCUCGUAGUGCGUUUCCAUGACAUCUUCAUUGCUUCUGUGGACUUCUCUUUCUAUGACUGUGCUGCAGUGGCCCUGCUGUGGAAAUCGGCACCGUGUCAGAAGUGUGUGAGCAGUCUCUGGGGAUGUAACUGGUGCAUCCAGCAGCACCUCUGCACCCACAAAGCAGCCUGUGAGGAGGGAACCAUUAUCUACAAUGAAAGGGCCCAGAUUCCAUCCUCAAGUGUGUAUCCUUCUUCAGCCGCUCCCCUCACCAAGUCUUCUACCACAGCCCCAACCAUGGCCACAAAACCCGUCACUACCCCUGUGCAUGUGGGACCAAGCACUGAGGCCCCCACAGAGCCCAUCCACAUCACACCCUCUGCAGCCCCAGAUCCGAUGACUGAGCCUGUGGAAACCCUCAGCUACACGUACCUGACUCUGUCGACCGAAGCCGCCCCUCUCCAGGCCGCCACAGAAUCCCCGCUCCCACCACCAGCAGACAAACCUGCUGUCACUGUGCCAGAGACAACCUCUCCCGCUGCAUCUGUCCUCACCAGCCCAUCCAAAAAUGUGGAUCACGCAGCCCUGCCCACUGAAGGGCCAGCCACAGCCCAGGAGCCACGGCACACCGACCCACCCACCACCCCCGUGGGUAGCCCCCUGCACACGUCUGCAGCUGCAGUAACACCUUCCUCUCCUGUCACCAGUUUCAAGUGGGCUCCAAGUCCUUUUCCUACCACAGAAGCACUGACAUUUGCCAUCCCAUCUCCCCAGACCCCCAGCCAGGUGCCAGGGAGCCCUGUUGCCUCUGAUGACUCUCCUGGAUUGCUGGGAACUGAACUAUCUGCUUCAGAGCUCCCACCAUCAGCUCCCCCGGAGUGGCUGCUGGAGGAAGGCACAGAACUCCAGGACACAGAGGACUGGAUGGAUUUGCUGCAGGCUGAGAAUGACACAUCUCUCUUCUCUGCUUCUACUCUUCUGUCGGGUGAUGGCGAUUCUUCAGAGAGGGAUGUCCCUGACUUUCCUCGGAUCCUUCACCCUGACCUUGAUUAUCAGUAUGAUGCCCCUGAGUUUUGGGAGGAGAAUGAAGAGCCUAGCUGGGGUCCAGAUGCAUGUCCCUGUGUGCAGGGAAUCCAGGGAUCUUCACUGUUUCCAGUCAACGUGGCGAGGAAGAUAACUCUGCUGGGAAAGAACUUCCACCUCUAUCAGGACCAGCAGUGGGACUAUGAGUGUGUCCUGAAUGUGGAGGGGAGGACAGUGGUGAUGGAUGCUUAUGUGGAAGGAGAUGAAACAAACCUGUCUCUCUGUUAUAUCACCUGCCAGAUGAACCAGUACAGUUACACGGCAUCUCAACUUGAAUUCAACGCUGUGGUGUUUGUGCAGAGGCAACGACACCUUCGAGUGGACAGUGCUGCAGAUCUUCACGUGACUUUUUACAACUGCUCUGUGGGACACACUGAUUGUAGCCGAUGCCAAACAGCUGACUCAAAGUACAACUGCGUGUGGUGUGGAGGUGAUAACCCCAGCUGUAUCUUCAGGGGCUCUUGCAAGGAAGAAAUUGAAGACCUGUGUCCAGCACCUCUCAUUCACUCUGUGUACCCCCUGUCUGGACCAGUGGAAGGUGGCACUAGAAUCACCAUCACUGGCUCAAACCUCGGGCAGAAACAUCAAGACAUUGCAGAAACUGUCACUGUUGCAGGAAUUCCCUGUGCCGUAGAUGCUCAAGAGUAUGAGAUCUCUAGCAGGGUGAGGAUGGAAACACGUGGUUGGAGGCACACCCCUAGACUGUCAGUCUUCACUUGCCAGCUAGACUUCCACCGCUAG
Molecule: messenger RNA, 3717 nt
Organism: Pipra filicauda (Wire-tailed manakin)
Lineage: Eukaryota; Metazoa; Chordata; Aves; Passeriformes; Pipridae
Product: plexin-B1-like
Exons: 16
Coding region: 4-3717 (1237 amino acids)
Biological process (GO): positive regulation of axonogenesis; negative regulation of cell adhesion; regulation of cell migration
Cellular component (GO): semaphorin receptor complex
Molecular function (GO): protein binding; semaphorin receptor activity
Source: RefSeq, a predicted model, not a curated record